AUGGAUGGAGAAGAAGCUGAUGUGACGAAAGAAACCAAGGAAGGAGGGCCAAACACGUCCCAUACCUUUUCUGUGGAUGCAGCCCCAUUUGAACCCAGUGUAAACGCCUCCUCAAAUUUAGCAAAUGGAUGGCAAGAUGCAUCGUCUGUUCUUACAGAACAACUAUCCGCUUUGGGGGCAAAUGAAUCCUGGCCUUAUCCGGCACAAUACAUUGAUAUGUUUGCGCUUAAUGCGAGCAUGAGGGCAAUGGUGGAGGCAGCAGCUAUGAUGAACGUUGGGGCAAAAAGAUACAGCGGAGCCCCCAUUGUAAAGACAACAAGUCCCCCUAAAAAGGGUUCUAAUGCUUCUGAGGCCUCAAGAAAAAGAGAAAAAGGGAGCCUAUCGAUUCAUGCUAAGCCUUGGUCUCCAUCUCCUGAAACUGGCCUAAAUCAGAAAGAGGGAGACACCUACACACACCUCAAGAAAGGCUGGGUAAAGGUUCCAUACCGAGGUGAAAUGGUUAUUGCACCAGUUGCAUUCAAAGAAAUAGCUAAUGAUUUUGUGCAUUCCCUUACCGUAAGGCCUAUUGAAAAACCAAGAAUCCAUUUAGAACUCUAUAAUUAUCAUUGUGCACGAUGUGCAACUCACUCAUUUUUUGGACGUUUAUCUUGCAGGGAUGCAGAUGUGAUCUUGAAAGGUAUUGCCGGAGACAUUCCCCCGCUAUGUGUGGCACAUUUGAUUGAACAGGUCACGGGAGCUGUUGUGUGUGCCCUGUUUACCAAAGGUGACUGUCUCGACUAUGAAAUAUGGUUGGAGACUCCUGAUAAAGCUGCUCAUUUUGCCAAAACGAUUUCUGACGCAAUGUGGACGUGUCCGAUGUUUCACGGAUACGCUGUUCACACUAAAACUGAAGAAGAAAAGGCUUUUUUACAUGAAUAUAUAUCAAGCCUCAAAGAUGAUUUUCCGGAGGAGACACCUUACCCCAUGCGUUGCGUCGAAGCGAUUGCUUCAUCUACUGGAAAGGUAAAAGGUUAA
Messenger RNA from Trypanosoma cruzi, 1014 nucleotides. RefSeq lists its product as uncharacterized. The transcript has a single exon. The record is from RefSeq and is a predicted model, not a curated record. Bases 1 to 1014 code for a protein of 337 amino acids. Lineage: Eukaryota; Euglenozoa; Kinetoplastea; Trypanosomatida; Trypanosomatidae.